CACUCAUCCUCUUCCUGCAGAGGCCGCCAGAGCUGGCGGCAGCUCUUCUCCCCGCCCCUAACCAGGGGCAAUAAACCAGGGGCGAUAAACCAGAAGUCCCCGCCUUGUACUGUAUGAAUAUAGGACGAGCAGAGACCCGAAGGCAGGACUGAAAUUCGACUGGGACCAACAGGACUGCAACUGCUGGAUUGAGAAGCUCCAACUGUGAUUCUGAAUCAUGAAUACUAUGUCUGAAGCAAGUGGCGCCUUUGCCAUCCGUCUGUUGAAGAUGCUCUGUCAGAGCAACCCUUCAGAAAAUGUAUGUUAUUCUCCUAUGAGCAUCUCCUCUGUUCUAGCUAUGGUCCUCUUGGGUGCCAAGGAACAGACUGCUGACCAGAUAUCUCAGGCACUUGGUCUGAACAAAGAGGAAGACAUCCAUCAGGGUUUCCAGUGGCUUCUCAGAAAGCUGAACAAGCCAGACAGAAAGUACUCCCUUAGAAUGGCCAACAGACUCUUUGCAGACAACACUAGUGAAGUCCUCCCAACUUUUAAGGAGUCCUGCCUUCAGUUCUAUCACUCAGAGAUGGAGCAACUCUCCUUUGCCAAAGCUGCAGAAGAGUCCAGGCAACACAUAAACUCGUGGGUCUCCAAACAGACCGAAGGCAAAAUUCCAGAGUUGUUGUCAGGUGGCUCAGUUGAUUCAGAGACCAGGCUGGUUCUCGUCAACGCCUUGUAUUUCAAAGGAAAGUGGCAUCAACCAUUUAACAAAGAAUACACCAUGGACAUGCCCUUUAAAAUAAACAAGGAUGAGAAAAAGCCAGUGCAGAUGAUGUGUCGUGAAGACACAUAUAACCUCGCCUAUGUGAAGGAGGUGCAGUCGCAAGUGCUGGUGAUACCAUAUGAAGGAAUGGAGUUGAGCCUGGUGGUCCUGCUCCCAGAUGAGGGUGUGGACCUCAGCAAGGUGGAAAACAGUCUCACUUUUGAGAAGUUAACAGCCUGGACCAAAGCAGACUUUAUGGAGAACACUGAUGUUGAGGUUUUCCUUCCAAAAUUUAAACUCCAAGAGGAUUAUGACAUGAAGUCUGUAUUUCAGCGCUUGGGAGUGGUGGAUGUCUUCCAAGAGGACAAGGCUGACCUGUCAGGAAUGUCUCCAGACAGAAAUCUGUGUGUGUCCAAGUUCGUUCACAAGAGUGUAGUGGAGAUCAAUGAGGAAGGCACGGAGGCUGCAGCAGCAUCCUCAGCUGUCAUAGAAUUUUGCUGUGCCUCCUCGGUCCCAACAUUCUGUGCCGACCACCCCUUCCUUUUCUUCAUCAGGCACAACAAAACCAACAGCAUCCUGUUCUGUGGCAGGUUCUCAUCUCCAUAAAGACACAUUUACUACAUGGGGAGAGUUCUCUCCUCAGCAUCUUUACCACUCCUACAGCUCUGUCAGGAUGGGCAAGUAGGGGGAAACUGUUCUAAGAUGAGGGCACUUUCUUCCUGUCAGCCUGAUCUUAUGAGGCCUGCAUUCAGCUCUCCUUGUCCUUGAAUGCAUCUGUGCCCUUUGCCACAUACCCUCUGCUACGCUACUGACUGAUACCCAUAACUUAUAGCCAAUAAUUUAUCGCCAGUUAGAACUGACUUCACUGUGCAAGAAUGCUAUAAAAGAACUGGAGAGGAGGCACAGAUGCCAAGAAAGGUUGCUGGUCUUGCAGAGGACACUGGGACAUUUCCCACCACCCACAUGGCUGCUUACAACCUCUGGAAAUUCCAGUUUCUAUCUAUGACUUGAUUCUUUUCUUUGGCAUCUACUGGCUGCAGCACCCUGAAUGUGCACGCAUCCUCACUCACGCAUGGAUAAGUAAAUUUUUAAAAAUAAAUAAAAAUUUAAAAAGAAUGUUAAAUUUCA
Molecule: messenger RNA, 1867 nt
Organism: Apodemus sylvaticus (European woodmouse)
Lineage: Eukaryota; Metazoa; Chordata; Mammalia; Rodentia; Muridae
Product: serpin B9-like
Exons: 7
Coding region: 218-1345 (375 amino acids)
Biological process (GO): negative regulation of endopeptidase activity
Cellular component (GO): cytoplasm
Molecular function (GO): serine-type endopeptidase inhibitor activity
Source: RefSeq, a predicted model, not a curated record